GAACAACAUGUCUCUGACAAAACCAUCACUGAAGUUUGGAUUUCUGAUGGGGGAAAAUUUGUGGGAAUUACUUGGAAUGACGGUCACGUGUCUAGGUACCACGCCGUGUGGUUACGUCACAACUGCCACUGUCCCAGCUGUCGCUCCAACACCUACACCAACCUGGUCCCCCUCGACGUCCUCAACGCAGAGCUCAUGGUCCAUGACGUCACCAUGGAAGGUGAGAAGGUUGUUGUGAUCACGUGGUCAGACGGGCCGGGGGAGGGCCAGCACCGAGGUCCGAUACCCACAUACUGGUUACGUUACUACUGCUACUCACAGGAGGCGAUGAGGCUGAGGAGGGAACAGAGGGCGCUCAUCUUUCAGAAGGAGAACAUUCUUCCCGAAGUUGAAUUUAAAGACGUCAUGAAAAGUGAUGUUGGAUUGUACAAAUGGCUGCGAGAGCUCAGCGACCACGGAAUCUGUGUGGUGAAAAAUGUUCCCACGGAGAAAGGAACGAUCGUGAAGGUGGCAGAAAGAAUCACUCACGUCCAACGAACUAUCUAUGGAGAGACCUUUGACGUGGUCAGCACGCCUGACCCCAUCAACCCGGCCUUCUCACAGGCGGCCUUGGCCUUCCACUCUGACCAGCCCCACUAUGAGGCACCGCCCGGCAUACAGAUGUUACAUUGUAUACAGUUCGAUCCUCACAUCGUAGGAGGAGAGAAUGUGAUCAUCGACAUGUUUGAGAUGGCGGAGCAGCUAAGGGAGGAGAGACCGGACUACUUUCAGAUCCUUGCGAGGGUCCCCGUCACCUUCCAGACCAUGCAUUACAGUAGGUCUCAACCAGCCCAUCUCCAGAUGAGUCGGCCCAUCAUAAACCUUAACCACAGACAAGAGGUGGUGGGCAUGACGUGUGCGGCCGCCAAGUUAGCUCCCCUGGCUGUGGAUGAGGAGGACGUGGAGCCGUUCUUUCUAGCUCUAGCUCACCUGUACAACAUGAUGAACCGCAGCAGCAACACGUACAAGUUCCGGCUGACCCCCGGUGACCUUGUGACCUUCAACAACCGGCGAAUGAUGCACAGCCGGACAUCGUACGAGGGGCAGACAGGACACAGGUUUCUGCAGGGCACGUACGUCGAGAUCUCCGAGUUCCAGAGCCGCCUGCAGGUGUUGCACAACCUUCUAGGUCAAGGUCGUCUGGCCAGACACUGUGGCAACUUUAGCUGGCUGUGACGUAGGAGGUAGCGGAAUCUGGGGAACAAUUACGGAGAAUGACGGGCAGAAAAGUGGGAAGACAAAAAAUGAUCCCAAGACGCAAACCGCCAGGGAUACUGAAAAGUGUAACCUGUUUGUUCGUGGCCUAUACCCGAUCCAGGGGGAGAAAAUCAGUGAUGAUGAUGCUGCUGCUGAUGAUGAUGAUGAUGAUGAUGAUGAUGAUGAUGAUGAGGAUGAGGAUGACGUGUGAGGGGAUCACCGGGGGGACAUGGAAUGUAACCCCUAAGAUGUGUCAUGUGAUCUGACGUCAUCAAGUGGUCUGUUUGGGUCAGGGGCUGGGGCUUUGUGAAGUCAACGUUCCUCAAAAGAGAGGGAGGGGGCGGGGAGAUAAUCCAGUUAUACAGAGGUCCUUAUUUACGUAUAAAGAUAAUGCGAUUGGCUUCCCUUUGAGUCUGUGUGUUUGUGUGUGUGUGUGUGUGUGUGUGUGUGUGUGUGUGUGCGCGCGUGUGUGUGUGUGUGUGUGUGUGUGUGUGUGUGUGUGUGUGCACAGCCUACAACUGACAGACGUAUAUUCCCGGCACACUGUAGAUAUGUUACUUCCUAGCCCUAGAUCUAGGUCAUGUGACCACCCCAAUAAAUCUUUACCAGUCACUCCACAAUA
Molecule: messenger RNA, 1858 nt
Organism: Aplysia californica (California sea hare)
Lineage: Eukaryota; Metazoa; Mollusca; Gastropoda; Aplysiida; Aplysiidae
Product: gamma-butyrobetaine dioxygenase
Biological process (GO): carnitine biosynthetic process
Cellular component (GO): mitochondrion
Molecular function (GO): oxidoreductase activity
Source: RefSeq, a predicted model, not a curated record